Pungitius pungitius (ninespine stickleback) is the source of this 1990-nucleotide messenger RNA. RefSeq names its product CDC42 effector protein (Rho GTPase binding) 5 (gene cdc42ep5). The coding region runs from base 364 to 1278 and encodes 304 amino acids. Gene Ontology annotation, cellular component: cytoplasm; membrane. Gene Ontology annotation, biological process: positive regulation of pseudopodium assembly; positive regulation of actin filament polymerization; regulation of cell shape. The record is from RefSeq and is a predicted model, not a curated record. NCBI's taxonomy places the organism in Eukaryota, Metazoa, Chordata, Actinopteri, Perciformes, Gasterosteidae. The transcript has 2 exons. Gene Ontology annotation, molecular function: small GTPase binding.
ACUUUCACUCAUGAUCUCAGUAUUUCAAAUCAGCCAUUUUCUUUCCAUUUGGACGAACAAUAAAAAAGUUACACUUCAUAUAUUGCUUGUUCGCGCCACUGCUCCGGUCUCGUUCCUCUUUAACGGGCUCCGGUGGCCCGACACUUUGAUCCAGCGCUCCCCGUUAACGUCGCGUCACUUCCUCGCUCCGCUGCCCAUCCCUUUGGAAAAAAAGAAAGAAAACUCACACCGACCAACGACGGCGAGGGAAAAAAAAGAGAGCGACAGGAGACGAGCGCCGGGGCCAAAGUGUCAGAAAGCCCGAUGAAAGAGUUGGACGGCGAGGAGCGAGCCGAGCGAAGAGCAGAAUAUCACCUUUAAGUCAUGCCGCUGCACAAAAGCACCCGGGCACCUCGCCUGGACCCCACCAUGAUCUCAGCCCCACUGGGAGACUUUCGCCACACCAUGCACAUUGGAAGAGGUGGCGACGCGUUCGGGGACACCUCCUUCCUGUCCACUCUGGGCCCGAGCUCCGCCAGCCCCGAGGCCGAGAGUCCGGCGACGAGCCCGACCACCGACCUCCAGGUGGCAGUGGACCACGGCGAGCUAUAUGCGGAUGGUCCAGGAAGCCCUCAGAGCAACGAGCUUCAGCACUCCGAGUCAGUGUCUUCAUUCGACCUGGACCUGGAUCUAGGCCCGUCCAUGCUGGGAGACGUGCUAGGGGUGAUGGACGGUCUGGGGUUGGACGGCGGCGAGGGGGGCGCGUUCAAUCCCAAAAGCGGCCCGUCCUCGGUGGAGGCGAACCAGGGAAAAGGGCGCGUGGAGAUGUGCUUGAACACGCAGAACGAGCUGAACGGGAGGAACUCGGCCGGGUUGGAUGGAGACCAGGUGGGAGACGGCAGGACACCCGAUGGGAAUGCGAUCAAGCAAAAGGGGCUGCGACCAAAAGUGCGAUUCAGUGACAAACGCGAGGAGAUAAUACGGCGAGCGUCCGAGGAGGAGGAGGGUCAGGGGGUCGACCUCCAGGACGAGGAUCAGUUGGCGUGCCGCAGCCCAACGAGGGGUGACAGCGUGGUGGUCGAAACUGAGCUCAACAAUCACAAAGUAGAUCUGCCUCCCAGUCCGGCGUCGUCGCACAGCUCAGAGUACGAAGGAGUCACCGCGCUGGACCGGAGGAGGGUCGACAGCUGCCACUCAGAGACUGAUUCAGAGGAGGAGGAGGAGGAGGAGGGGGAGGAGGGGGAGGAAGGACGGGGCUACACAUUUGAAGAUGAGUUUGAUGAUGAAAUCGGUCUAUAGGGGAUAGGUACGGUUUUGCCUUAAAAACAGAUGUUUUCCUGUCAACUAAAUCAAGUAGACUGUAUUUUCCUAAACUCGUGACUCACGUACCAUUUGAAUGCGAGGCGUCAGCGGAAUUCAACUGGAUUGUAAAAGAAGAAUUUAGUUUGACGAUGUUGCUCAACUGGAAAAAGCAUUUUAUGUUUUGUCUUUAAGUGUAACAGAUUUGCAUUAGACCGAAAGAUCAGGGCGUCAGUGAAAGGUUUGUAGCAAUUUCUUUUAAUUGACUCGGUUUCUUAGCAACAGACUAAAGUAAUAUUUUGUCUAUUUCUACCAUUUCUGCAGUCUGAAGUUCACACAUUGAACUUUAUGUCAUAGUGCCUUAAAGAGUGUGGUUUUCUUACACUAUUGUACCAUAUCUUAAUAGUUAUUUCUCAUACUGCAUGUUUUAUUACAACGGGUCUUCUCUUGUUUAAUGUAUUUAACAAACGUCACGGUUUCCAGGAACAUAAAUGAUUACUAUGAAUUUGUUGCAUUCCAAGUCAGAUGUUUGCAUGUUUCUGGUCCACAUCAGGUUUUCACCAUGUAGUUGUAACCAAAUCUUAUCUGUGGGGCUUGACUAAUACUACAACGCUAAGACGAUCAUGGGAUGCAAUUGUAAAUCGGGACCAGCAAUGUAUGUUCAUGUUGUUUGCUUUUAUAAUGCUUGUAAAGGUUUUAUUUCAGAAUGCUG